Messenger RNA from Hyalella azteca, 1083 nucleotides. Its product is annotated as zinc finger matrin-type protein 2. The record is from RefSeq and is a predicted model, not a curated record. Bases 413 to 1039 code for a protein of 208 amino acids. Gene Ontology annotation, cellular component: U4/U6 x U5 tri-snRNP complex; spliceosomal complex. Gene Ontology annotation, biological process: mRNA splicing, via spliceosome. NCBI's taxonomy places the organism in Eukaryota, Metazoa, Arthropoda, Malacostraca, Amphipoda, Hyalellidae. The transcript has 7 exons. Gene Ontology annotation, molecular function: nucleic acid binding; zinc ion binding.
AUUCGCAUUGGUCACCGAAGCCCGAAUAUUAAAGUCUGGAACCAUCCAGAACUCUCUUGAACUCAUUUUUUAACAAGCGUUCAGGCAGUUCUGCACCGGCUUCAUUUCCAAGUGGUACUUUGUGCUGUGCAGUCGAAAGUUUUUCUUUAUAAAAAGUUUAUUCCAUCAAAAAGAUCCAAUUUGGAAAAGUUUGAUUCGUCAGCUAUUAUCCAUCACAUUUGUUUUUGUGAAGCUAAUUACAUCUUGCCUCUUGGCUCUUGCUGAAGACAGUAACGUGUCAGAGGAUUACACACCAGAGCGUAUAUUCAAGUGUGACGGUUCAAGCCAUACAUUAACUUUCUAAAAUCUGUUAUUGAACCAUAUAUUUUAUAUUGGUUUAAAAGAAGAGAUCUCUUCACUUCACUAACACACAAUGGCAUCUGGCUCCAGUUUUUCUGGUGGAGACUUCAGACGCAAGUGGGACAGAGAUCAAUAUGAAGAGCUUGCUAGGAAGCGGCUGCGUGUGGAGCAAUGUGAAGCAUUAGGUUAUGAAGCAAGAGGAGCCCCUGUAAAGCGUGAGACACUCAAGCAGCGAGACUACAACAUUGACCUCAACUCCAGGCUUUGCAAGAGUCAGUUUAUCACAAGAGCAACUCCAACAUCUCAGUCUGCAGGAUAUUACUGCAAUGUAUGUGACUGCGUCGUUAAAGAAUCCAUCAAUUUCCUCGAUCACAUCAAUGGCAUAAAACAUCAGAGAAAGCUUGGAAUGUCUAUGGAAGUGGAGCGUUCCUCUCUGGACCAGGUCAAAAAACGUUUUGAAAUGAAUAAGAGAAAAAUGGAAGAGAAGGAGCAGCAGUACGAUGUAGAGCAGCGAUUAAAGGAACUUGAUCAAGAGGACGAGCGGAUGCGUGCGUACAGACGAGAAAAGAAGAAAGACAAGAAGCGCAAGGCCGCACCUGUUGAAGAGUCUGAAGUUGAUCCUGAAAUGGCCAAUUUAAUGGGAUUCGGAGCUUUCGGAUCUAGCAAAAAGUCUGGAUUGUGUUCAAUAAUAUGUACAUAAAAUAAGCGCUGUUUUUUAUAUAAAUAUAUUCGUGUAAAUUUCAA